AUGGUUGUACGCAAACUCGAACGAACUCCGCCGCUGCCGCCGUCACCUUUCCCCUUGUCCACGAGUUUUUCUAUAUUGGGAGACGAUCCACCAUACCUGUCGGUGGGCACGGAAGUCAGUGCCAAGUACAAGGGUGCAUUUUGUGAAGCUAAAAUCCGCAAAGUUGUACGUUCUGUUAAAUGUAGAGUAACUUACAAGCAGGGUCUAGGUACUGCAACUGUUACGGAUGAUCAAAUAAAAGGAACAUUGAGAGUUGGAGCUUCCGUGGAGGCUCGACAUGUCGACAAAAAGGAGUUCGUUGAGGCGACCAUCACCAAGAUCCAAGAUUGCAGUCAGUAUACGGUGGUCUUCGAUGAUGGCGACAUAACGACCCUGAGACGCACGGCUUUGUGCUUGAAGAGUGGCCGACACUUUGCUGAGAGUGAGACGUUGGAUCAGCUGCCGUUGACACAUCCUGAGCACUUUGGUAAUCCGGUGAUUGGAGGUAGACGUGGCAGACGUUCGAGGCAAGCACAAGAUGACAGCAGUGAAGAUGAAGGAAGCCCACCACGUGGAAGUCCCUCUGGCUCGGGUCUCGGCGGCAAAGAAGGAGCAGAAACAGAGCCUGAGAUUGGACGAGUUGUUUGUGUUGAACUGGGUGACAAAAAGAAGAAAGACAAUUGGUUUCCUGGACUAGUUGUUGCUCCAACUGCUCAAGACACUGUUAGAAUUCGUGUUCGUGAUGAUUAUCUAGUUAGGUCCUUCAAGGAUGCUAGAUAUUAUACUGUCCCGAAGAAAGAAGCUACUGAAUUUACCAAGGAAUUGGGAACGAAAGUUGAAAAUAGCGUUUUAAAAGACGCUGUUACUAAAGCGCUGAAUUUUCUGGAGAAAAAUGAAUUACCACCUCACUGGGAUCGUGAUUCAUUGUUUGGUAACAGCAUGUCCAGUGGUAACAGUGAUACAGAUGGUGAUUUAGAUUCAGACAGCUCAGAUGAUGAACCACGUGAAGAAAAAGAUCAUUUUGUAGCGCAAUUGUAUAAAUUUAUGGAUGAUCGAGGCACUCCAAUUAACAAUUGUCCUAUGAUUGGCAAUGAGGACAUUGAUUUGUAUCGUUUGUUUCGAGCUGUUGAAAAAUUAGGCGGCUAUAAUCGUGUUACUAAUCAAAAUCAAUGGAAGUCAAUAACACGAAGGCUUGGAAUUUCAAUGCAACCCACUCAAGCUACGCACAAUCUUGUUAAGCAGGCGUACAAAAAAUUUUUACACUCUUUUGAAGAUUUUUACAGAAAGCUUGGCUGUACUAUGGUUAAUCAUCCGAGAGGUAGUACACGUAAACAAAGACCUGGAAGAAGUCUUAUUAGAGAUAAAGACCGUAACACACCGGUUCCAACAGCUCAUCAAAAUAUUCCCAAAAUAGAGAAAGAAAAGGCUGAAGGUGAUGACGAGCAAAAGGAAAAAAAAAUUUCUGUUGAUGAAGAAAAGCCUGUCAGCAGUGAAUCCAGUGCACCUCGAGAUAUUGUCAAAGAGGAAGAACCGAAAUCUGUUAAGAAAAAAGAAAUUGUUGAGGAGCCUGUUAGCGGACAAGAGAGUGAUAUUAAUGUAGAAGUUGAGAGUACUGAGUCUUCAAGCAGUGAAAAGUCACAAAAGCCUCCUGCAAGAUUCACUCCAGUGUCUCUGAGCCGGGUUAAAUCAUUAACAACUACACCGUCAACUACAGUAAUAACUUCUGCAGUAACAACAGCAACUCCAACGUCUACUGCAGCAACAGGUAAAAACAAAGAAGAAUCCAAGAAAAAGAGUUAUGAAAAGAAAAAACAAGAGGGAAAUUCAUCGUCAUCUAGUUCCGGUGCUAGCGUGACAGGAAAGAAAGAAAUUUUUAAAAAAGACGAGGAAACAACAAAGACCCGUUCAAAGUCUAAAGAAGACACUAAAGUAAAGGACUCGCGUGAAACACGUACGCCCUCGCGUGAGUCGGAAAAAACUCGUGCUAAUUCUUUGAAACCACGACGUCUAACAGACGAUGAGCUUAAAAAACAGCAACGAGGACGGAAAAAACGAGAAGACACUGAAAAAUCUCGUGUUGAUAAAGAUGAAAGUAGUGGAGCUGAAAGCUCAUCAGCACCGUGUUAUAAGGGUCCAGUGCAAUUGGGUGACAGACUUAAAGUUUAUUAUGGACCGACGCAUGAGUCUAAGGUAACUUAUGAGGCAAAAGUUAUCGGAGUUGAAUCUCUUGAUGGCUCUGAAGAAAUGAACUAUCUCGUUCAUUAUACAGGCUGGAAUACGAGAUACGAUGAGUGGAUCAAAGCUGCGAGAAUAGCGCAAAAUUUUACGCAAAGCCAGGCAAGAGUUCGGAGAACCAAGGCAACAUUGAGACCUCAAACUCCCAGUACAAGCUCGAGUAAAUCUGCUAAAACACUGGCAACCACUGGCUUGCAAGGUAGACGCAGAGCUCAAAGUGUUGCACCAACUACUUCAAAAACUUGUUCAUCGACAACUUCUACAAGCAGUUCAGCUUCAUCUGUAAAUAAUAAGGACAAUAAAGAAUCAUCUCAACCUGCAAGGUCUACUACACCUUUGUCGGUUAACAGCUUUAGCUCUCGGACAAAAAGUCCAGCCACUCCAGCAGGCACUCGGCCGACUAGAAACACAAGGAAUGCUGAACAACUGGGCAUUGAAUUACGCAGACGUACCAGAAGAAUGUCUGGACACACUGAUUUGUCGGUGGUAACUGAAAGUGAAGACAGUGAUGCUUAUGAGACUGAUACUACGGAACCUGAAAGAGCUAGAACGAGAUCAAGGGGCACUGAGGAACGUAGAAGACGAGAAGUAAGACGUAGAGUUGAAGAUAGAAUAAAACCAGAUGAAAACAGCGAAAUUGAAGAUGAAAAAGACGUAGUUAAUGAACCAAGACGGACCAGGAGGCUGAGGAGGACUCCUAAUAAAAUACAAAGUAAAUCUGAAGUUGACAGCAGUGGUGCUGUGGCUGACGAUGAUGAGGAUGAUGUUGAGGAUGAAGAAAAUGAUGAGAAUGAUGAUGACGAUGAGGAAGAAAACCAAGUUGCUGAUAACUUUGAGUGUGCACAACAAGGACACGAUGAACAGCCAAAAGGCCGUGAUUUUGACCUCAAUCAAAUAAGAUCUGAACUCAAAGGUUUUGAUAAGGCUGUUAAAAUGGAUUUAUUGAGAAUGGAGCCGGAAAAUUCUGGAGAUGAAGACUCCAAACCACGUGUUGAAGAUCUUCAAAAAGAAAUUAAAGAGGAGAAGAAAAAAAUUAAAGAUAUCAAGGUUGAAGAAACAGUUGAUGUAAAACCAGCUGUUGAAACACUUGCUGUCAAAGCUGAUCCAUCGCCUUCGCCUACUGAGGACGUUUAUGAAUUUAAAGAACCUGAACCGUUUGAGUUUGAAGUGAGAAACAAACGUGACUCCUCGGGUGAUAAAGAUAAACCGAAAAAGCGGGUCUUUGAUGAAGAACCUAAAAGUCCGAAGAAGAAGCAAAAAACUUCAGCAUCUAGUCCAAAAGAAACUAAAUUGACAGAAACUGAGGUUGAUUCUAAACGUAAAGCAAGAAAAACGCCUGUUAAACGUCCUGAAGAAACUCCGGAAGUUAUUAAACCGAUUGUUGUCCCCACGCCGAAAGAGUUUGAAAAAGUCAUCGAACCUCCUCCUACGUUGAUACCAUCAAAAGCAACCUCUGUUACUCUUUCACCGCCGACUUUAGUCUCGGCAGUUAUUGAAGAACAAACUAAGAACAGUUCUAGCAUUGAGUUGUUUAAUGAUUCGACGAGCAAUGACGAUGGAACUGGAGAUGUUGAUGAUCCAGAAGACCGUUUGAUUAUUUUUGAAACGGAAGUGUCUGAAACUGAAAAUGAAAAUCCACCGUCGAAUUAUCAACAAGAAAUAUCAACAAAAAUACUACCAAGUGCUGAAGCUCCCAAUAAAAAUGAGUUUAAUAAAAAAGUUGAAGGUAACAAAGAUAAAGAAGAGAAACAUGUAGCUUCUAGUGUCCCUAGUACCAGUGGUAUUCCUACAAUUACAUCCUCAGUAGAUUCAUUACCACUUUCAGAUGAUAGAGUAGGUUAUGAGCCAAAACAAUGGGUUAUAAAGCCGAUGAAUUACAAAAACCCAUGGGGCAAUGAAAUAAAACCACCACCACCGCUACCGCCUCCUGCAGUCAUUGAUAAAAAAGUUGUUGAGGUAAAGACACCGGUGAUUGAAAGAAAAAUUGUUGAUACUAAGCCUCCAACUAUUGAAAGGAAAGUUAUUGACGCUAAGCCACCAACUUUACCAGUAAUUACACCUUCGGCGAGUUCAGUACCACCUAACAAUACUGAGCAAGUUAUUUUUGAACCUAAACAAUGGAUUAUGAAGUAUAUUUUUAACCAAAAGCAACCUAGUGAUGUUAAACCAUCAGUGAUUGAAAAGAAAACAUCUGAUAGUAAAUCACCAUCUAGUGAUAAACUGAGUGACAUAAAACCAUCACCAUCAUCAUCAUCUAUUGCUUCUUUAACUACUACAACUUUAGGAUCACCUAUUGUACUUGCUCCAAUCAGCGCGAGAUUACCAGCUACUUCGACUAUCGAAGAAAAAUUAUCGGCUGCAGCUAUGGCAUUCAGACAAUCAAAGCCCAGAGAUUCUAAACGUGAUGAUGAGUCGGGUGAGUCAAAGAAAAAUCCCAAAGAUAGCUCUAAGAAAAGUGAUUCGCAUGGAAAAAGAGCAAGAGUUAUAAAUGAUGAGCAAGCUAAACUUAAGCAAGAACUGGAAAGAAAGAAAGAACAGGAGGCAGCUAAAAUUCAGGAAGAACGCUCUAGAGAAGUUAUAAGAGCUACUUUGAAACAAAAAGAAGAGGAACUUGAGCAGUUGAAAAUUCAUAAAGAAGAUUUAAAGAAAGUUGCUGAUGUUAAAAUUGAUCAGAGAAAAAUUGUUGAUAAACGUGAAGAUUUGUGGAAAAAGAAGGAUAAAGAUAUAAUGGACGUUGAGGUUUCUAAAGAAAUUCCUUCUGAGCCCAAGGAGAACGAAAAACAAAAGCGUAGAAAAGUUUUAAGCCAAGAGUUUGUUGAUUCAACCGAUAGCAGUGAUUCGGAGCAGAAACUGGUGAUUGAUAACUCUGAAGUUAAAGAAGACAGGCGCGAGUCGUCUGAUUUUGAGGGUAAAAUUAAAUCUGAGAUUGAACUAUAUCCAGAAGGACGUUCCGAUCAUCACCAACAAGUCUCCAGUAUUGUCACCCAGCAAGAACAGUCAAUUAAUUUUUCAAAGAGUGUUGUGAGUGCAAAAACCGAGGAGGAAGGUGAAAAUAUGAAUUUACUCUGUGAAGAAGAGAUUCCAGGCUCUCCUGCACCUGUGAUUGAUACAACGGAGCAGGAACGACCUGGAGAUCAUCAACACCAUCACCAUCACCACCACCACCACCACCACCACCACCACAAUCUAAUAAAAAAUGAGUCGAAUGAAAAGAAACUUGUCCUUUUAGAAAUGCCGUUUGCCAGCGCCCCGGCUCUGGGACCUCAGAGCAGUACCAGCCAAGGAUCAAUGUCAAUGACCGUCACCACAGCUUGCAAUGUUCCUGUGCCUGUUUUGAUACCAAUGCAGCCGAAUGUCGUGACUGCUCCACGUCAGCCGCUGCCUCUUCAGCACCAGCAACAACAUCACCAUCAUCAUCUUCACCAUCAACAGCCACUUCAACAGCAGCAGCAACCUCAGCCGCAGCUCCAACAACUCCAAUCACAACAGCAGUUACCGAAACAAGACCAACUGCACCAACAGCAGCAACCGAUAAUAAUUCCCCAACCACCUCCGGAACAAUUGCCACCUCCAGUAGUUCAUCAGGUUAUCCAACCACCGAGGCGAGAAAGCAAUGAAGCUGCACCUGUGAUGGACAAUACACCGCCAACUACACCGGACUCCUCGACUAUUUCUAACAUAUCUACUUCUCCGAGGGGUGACGAGAGAACUGGUGGAUCUUCCCCCCUGUCUGAUGAAAAUAUCAAAUUAAAUCGCGACACCUCGGAAGCUGACAACGAUAGUGCUGGCAAAGCUCCCUCGGGUUACAGCGAAGACGACGCUACUUUAAACGCUGACGGGAAUACUGCCGAAAGAGGCUCCUCAAAAGCUGUCAAGAGAUCCGCUGAAGAUCCAGCGUCGCCCAAGAAGAAAAAACGGAGUCGUAAAAGCUCAGAGUGUGGAAGCAAUGCUGGGAGAAAAACCAGUAGCAGACACUCGGCCAGACAAACCAGACAGAGCAGUGCUGCUGGAAGUGACAGUGAUGACACCAGUGAGGGAUCCAGUUCAGCUAAUAAUGUCAAUAACAAUGGUAAUAUUAAUACGAAUAGUAGUCAUUCUUCGACGGGUGUUGUUAUUGAAAGUACCAACACUGCAUCCACUACGACGACAACGGCAACUACUAAUGGAAUUACAGAUCUCAAUAGUAUAUCCUCUCGAUCUCCCAAACCGAUCAAGUACAACUUUUAUGUAGAGCUAGAUCCUCAACUGGAUGGUAGCCAAAGGAUAGCUUUACUUCAACAAAAGCUUACAGAGUUGAAGAAUACUUAUAAUACAGUUAAGUUGGAAUUAGCGGGCAUUGAAAGGCGGAGAAAAAAGUUACGGAGAAGAGAAAGAGAAGCAAUGAAAGCCGCAAAAGCAGAAAUGCAACAAGCGUGUUCUUGA
This is a messenger RNA of Cotesia congregata, 6636 nucleotides long. Lineage: Eukaryota; Metazoa; Arthropoda; Insecta; Hymenoptera; Braconidae. The record is from the annotation of a GenBank genome assembly.